AUGGCGUCCCCUACCACAGGUGGUGUGCCUGAGAGAGCUGGCGGACACAAGAGCAGCAAGGGCCUCUUUCAGUUCUCAUGCAACGACGAUUCGGAUGAAGAAGAGCUUCUUGGUCUCCAAGCCCUCCCGGCUGCGACUCGUGAAACUAAUCAAGACGUCGAUAUCAUUGAUCAAGAGCUUCAAAAUGCUUUACUUGAGAACGAAAAUGAGACUGACCUUGAAAACACAUCUACAGUCCAAUACCAGAACAAUGAGGAAGCAACCGACAUGUUUGUCCCUGCUGAUGAGGGAGGGCGAGAAAGUAACUCAAUUCCCGACAAUACUGCAGUCAAGCUUGAGCCCGAAUCUGAUGACGACCUCAUGAUGAUCGACCCCGCGCAAGCUCCUGCCACCGCUCAGACCAAGUGGGCCAAGACACGAGGCCCUUGGACCAUUGAUUUGACAAACAUUAAGCAAGAGCCGAAUGAAGCCGCCUCUCUUGGUUCAACUCUGUUCCCAGAGACAGAGAAAAAUGCUGCAAUUGAGGCGCUUGAAGCACGAAAAGCCGAGUUGACGUCGAUGGCUCUGCGCGGUGCGCUAAGCCCAACAGAUCUUGCAGAGCUAUUGCAGAUACCUGCCCAGCUAAAUGCUUUGGCCAUGGCUGAGUCAAACACUAGUCACAGAAGGAAUCAAGCUGAAGAACAGCAAAAGAAACCUAGAAAGUCAAUGACGAAAGAAGAAUACUGGGCAGAGAGAGAGAAGAAGGAGAGGAACAAGAAACAAAACCUUGACAGCACGAGUCGCAAAAGGGGCGCACAGGGCAGCAGUGGCGGCAAAUCGAAAAAGCCCAAAACAUCAGCAACCACCACCAACAUCCCAGACGAUAACAGUUACUUGGAUGAAAGUAUCCCAGAAGACGAUGAAGUCCAGCGGCAGAUCGCUGAAAUGCUCAAGCCUGUAGACGCUAUCAUGGAGCGAGCCGAACAGUGGGAGGUGCAGCCUGAGCCCAACAUCAAAGCCACCAACAAACCCGAUCAACUGAAGCAGAUGAGAGCUGCCGCUGCCGAUUAUCUCGACAAAGACCUGCUGGAAAAGCAGGAAAAGGAGCUACGAGACGCGACCAGAGCCUGGGGGCCCCGGGUUGUCACUCCUAAAGAUGGAAAUUGGGAGGUAAAAGGCAUCCUGAAGACACCUCUACUUAACCAUCAAAUCGUUGUUGGCGCCUGGAUGAUGGGCCGAGAGCUAAAGAAUACCCCCAAGCUUCCUCGCGGCGGUAUUUUGGCUGAUGCAAUGGGGCUGGGUAAAACUAUUCAGACCUUAUCUUGCAUUUCAGGCAAUCCUCCGUCGGAAAAGCUGAAGGACAAAGGUAAGGGUGCGACGCUCGUGAUUUGCCCAUCUCAGCAAAUGCUAGGCGUAUGGGCAUCUGAGAUCAAGAAGCACUGCCACAAGAGAUUCGCCAGGGAUGUAGUGCGAUAUAAGGCAGAUAAUAAAAUGGACAUCGAGCUGCUGGGGUCCUUUAACAUUGUAUUGGCAACUUAUGGUCAAUUGCGAGACAGUCGCCCGACAGCCAAGAAAAGGGCAGCAAUACAUCAACAGAGGCUGGAUCCUGAAGAAUACAACAAGUGGCUAGAAGAUCAGACGGGUGACCUGCACCGUAUACAAUGGUACCGCGUUGUUUUGGAUGAAGCGCACGCCAUUAAAAACCACAACACGCACAGUGCUCUUGUUUGUACUGAGCUAAAGUCCAAGUACCGAUGGGUUGUAAGCGGGACUCCACUGAUUAAUUCGGAUACUGAAUUCUUUCCCUAUCUUAAGUUCAUUGGUUGUCACGGCAUCAAGAACUUUAGUGACUACUGCCGGGAAUACGAGAAUGAAAAGGACGGGCACAUUAAACGGAACAGACUCAUUUCACAGAUAAUGUACAGAAGAACACAAAACGACUGGUUUUUAGGCAAACCCAUUUUGAAUCUUCCGGCCACGCACCCACAACACCAGUACUUGAAGCUUUCUCAAGAGGAGAUGGUAGUAUUCAGAAUGAUGGAAAGAUGUUUCAGACGCAGGGUCAACUGUGACUUAGAAAAAGGCGGAGAAGAGUACGCUGAGAAGCAAAUCAAUUGCUACUUGACCAUUUUGCUUCGCCUUCGCCAGGCUGCCACUCAUCCAUUCCUACUUGAGGGAAUGAUGGGUGAAUAUUUCACCAUAUCAGACCUCCGCACGACGAAAAGGCGACUUUCAGAGUUGAAGGGCAAGAAGACUUUAUAUGAGCACAUUGGCUCGUUGGAACAACGACGAGCUAUGUCGAAUGAACGAGUGAAGGAAGUUAUUGAAGAAUUAGAGCGAAGGGCGCAAGAGGCAGCCAAGUUUACAACUCACGAAGCAGACGAGGAAGAGACCGAGUCAGCCAAUGCCAAGCACGAUGAAGAUGGCAACUCGGGCGCCUCGAAAGCGUCACAGCGGAAGCAUCAUAAUAAACAUGCAGUCGUCGCCUCUGUUGAAGAUGUCGAUGGAAUUGACAGCCAGGACGAGGCAGAAGAAGAUGCCGACGGCAUGGUACCCGAUAAAUACCUAACCCCAGGCGCCGCAGUCAACAGUGGCUGCGCCAGUACCGACACCCCUCCGAUUAUGUCACCACUUCAACCUUUUGGUCGAAGUGAUUUUGGUCUACAUUUCGACAUGGACAAGCAACUGGAGUAUCUGGAACGGCUAGAGGAACUCGAGCUUUCCCGUUGUGUUAUAUGCCAGGCAAAGCCUCCACUUCUACCUCUCAAGGGGCAGGGAAGGAAUUGCCCCAAAUGCAAGAAAGUGGUCGGCAGACCCAAAGCACUCGAACCAUUUAGAGCGGAUGGCAUUGAAGACGACCCGAACCCAUGCAUGGAUGCUAGCCCACGACACAGAAAGACCCAUGAGAAAGAAUACACCUUGGGAUUCGAUCACAAUGGCUUUCAGCACUACGAGGAAGAAAAGAAAGAUAAGAACGGCAAGGACAAGAAGCCAAUUCGUUUCUUACAAAUCAGCGACAAGCAGACCGACCAACCUGUCACGCCGAGUGCCAAAAUGACGGCAUUAAAGGAGACUGUGCUGAGAUGGCAGGCCGAAGCCCCGGACGACAAGAUCGUCAUUUUCAGCCAGUUCAACGUCGUCAUGAAAGUCGUGGGCCGCAUGCUGGAGGCUGAAGGGAUCCCUUUCAACUACCUCAGCGGCAAACAAACGACCGAGCAGCGUGAGAAGGCAGUGAAAGACUUUCAGGAGGAAGGUACUGUCAAAGUCCUCAUCGUCUCACUGCGCGCGGGCGGACAGUGCCUCACACUUACUCGCGGAAACCGAGUCAUUUUGAUGGAGCUGUGGUGGAACCACGCCGUUGAGCAGCAAGCUUUCUCCCGCGUCUUCCGCAUCAGUCAAGCAAAGGAAACACAUUUCGUCAGGUUCAUUGUCGAUACGCCUAUAGAGAAACGUAUGCUGUCGAUGCAGGUCCGUAAAAUUCUUCGCAUUGACGCUGCUCUCCAAGAUGAGGGUGUCAGAAUCCCAAAAGUUGGUCUUGAAGACAUCGCCGAGCUUUUAGGAAAGGUGGUCCGAAAAAACGGCGUUAUGCAAAUCGUUGCCGAUUACUCUGAUGGCGAAGACGAUUACGAUGACGAUGACGAUCAUCCUCACAUGCACGGGCGUAAAGGCGCUCGACGUGCGGCCGUGGAUGACGACGUCGAAGACCUUGAAGGCUUUGUUGUUCCUGACGAAGAUGUUGAGCGCGAGGACAUCGAAGAAUCAGAAGUCUUGACCGACGCGGAAUCCGAAGAGUAG
Messenger RNA from Colletotrichum truncatum, 3774 nucleotides. Its product is annotated as SNF2 family domain-containing protein. Gene Ontology annotation, biological process: DNA repair. NCBI's taxonomy places the organism in Eukaryota, Fungi, Ascomycota, Sordariomycetes, Glomerellales, Glomerellaceae. Gene Ontology annotation, cellular component: nucleus. The record is from RefSeq and is a predicted model, not a curated record. Gene Ontology annotation, molecular function: ATP binding; ATP-dependent chromatin remodeler activity.